UCCUAUGCUUUUCCCUUUAAUUCUUGCCAAAAUUGUAUAUAUGGAAGAAAUGGUUUCAGCUUCAAGAGACUGAAUAAUUUUAGAUUAGAAGGAGAAUAGAAUACCUGUGUUAGGAAUUUGAUCAGAAGAGGAGCAAACAUAUAAAAUAGAAGGACAAGAAUAAAGAGAAAGAGCCAAUCCAUCUGGGUUCACACAUUUCUAAAUCAAACUAAAUGCAAUAUUUUUUUGUUUUCUUUUUUAAUGAAGGAAUUAAAUAAACAUUGGACUUGAUGCAUGAGGUGGGUUUGUUUAUUUCUUUGAAGUCAAACUAGAAAAAGAACAAGAGCUUUUUGUAUUUGGUGAAUGGUGAAAUCAUAGCCAAAGUCCAUCUGCUGCUUCUCUCUCUUUCUUUCUUCUUCUUUUUUUUUUUUUUUUCUUCUUUUAAAUUUCCCUGAAUUGAUUUACUAUUAAUAUCGUCCAGAUUCACAUUAAAUAUUUUUAGCUAAUGAGAUCUAAUUUCAUUUAUUUUUGCACUGAUAUGGUGUAGAUUUAUUGCUUUACUUUUCAAACUUGAAACACCUCACUCACUUCUUCUGGGCACACUUACUGGGCUCUUGCCAAUUAUAUCUUGCUUUCAAUUUCCACAUUCAAUUCUCUCUUUCUCUCUCUCUCCAUUUUGACCUUCAGGUUUUGCCCUGGUUGUAGGAGAAAAGAAAAAAAAGGAAAGAAAGAAACUUGAGUUAAAUCUCUAGUCUCAAUCCAUGUUCUGUUCAUAUUUCAAACUUACACACGAGUCUUGAACCUUGAAAUAAAAUGACUUCUUGAAUUUCUUGAUUUGGAGCUUGUAUUUGUCUUCAGUAAGCGGAUGAAAUUCUUGAUAAUACACAGUUCAAGCCUAAAGCUGCAAUCUUUGGUGAGUUUUCUCAUAAAUCUUUAAUCUUUUUUUGGCAAAAAUAUGGACUGGGUUUUCCUUCAAAGUAAAGAAAACACUUACUUGUCUCCUUCCCAGCAGCCAUAUUUUCUUUCUCAGCCACCUCCACAACAGCAAAACAACAACCUUGAUGGUUCUUCUUCUGAUGGUUUUAACUUGAACAGUAAAAUUAGUCCUAGCGUUUUGCUUAUCAUUAUAAUUCUUGCUAUUAUCUUCUUUGUUUCUGGCUUGCUUCAUCUCCUUGUUAGAUUUCUUUUAAGACCACCUAAUAGAGACCCUGAUGAUUUAGAUAAUGUGACUGCUCUUCAAGGUCAAUUGCAGCAGCUGUUUCACCUUCAUGAUGCUGGUGUUGACCAGUCAUUUAUUGAUACACUUCCUGUUUUUCACUAUAAAGCUAUUAUUGGAUUGAAGAACCCUUUUGAUUGUGCUGUUUGUUUGUGUGAAUUUGAGCCUGAAGAUAAGCUGAGACUGUUACCUAAAUGUAGCCAUGCUUUCCAUAUGGAGUGUAUAGACACAUGGCUAUUGUCUCACUCCACUUGUCCUCUUUGUAGAGGUAGUUUGCUUCCUGAGUUUUCAUCAAACAGCAGUUGCUCUCCUGUUGUUCUUGUUCUUGAAUCUGGUAGUGAAAGCUCAAGAGAGAUUAUUACUGAUAGGGACAACAUUGGUAGAACUAGUUCAGUUUUAACAACAAAUUCCUAUCUGGGUUUUCAUGGAGAUAACGAAUUGGGAUCAUCAAGAAUUGAAAUUUCACUCAAGUCAGGUGAAAUUUUAGGAAAAAAUGAGUCUUUUAGCCCAAGAGUAGCUGUCGAUUCAGGGGCGAAAGUUGUUCCUGUUAAGCUAGGGAAAUUUAGGAAUGUUGAUAUUGGGGAAGGGAGUAGUAAUAGUAAUGUGGAUGAAAGAAGAUGCUUCUCAAUGGGUUCAUUUGAGUAUGUAAUGGAUGACAAUACUUCAUUACAAGUUGCUAUAAGAACUCCAAUGAAGAAACAGUCGAGCAAGAAGCCCUCUAUACCAUUAACUCCUGGCCAUAGGCCAGCAAUGUCCGAAUGCGAUUGCGAAUCAAGAAGAGAAUUCAAUGGCUUAUUUGAAGGUAUCAGAAGUAUGGAAGCUAAUGGGAAUGUUAGUGGUGUUGUUACCAAAAGCAUUGGCAAUUCCAUUGGCAGAAGCAAAAGAGAGAGCUUUUCAAUAUCAAAGAUUUGGCUUAGGGGGGAAAAGGAGAAGCAGAAACCACCCGGGGAUUCUUCAAGAAGGGCAUUUUCGUUUCGGUUUCCAGUGAACAAAAAUGUUGUUCCUGGUGAUGAGGAUGAUAAUUUGAAGGUGAAGAAUGGGAAUGGGAGUGGUGCAAGGAGGACUAAUUCUGAGAUUGGAAUUGGCAGAUGGGAAAAUAGAUUCAGCUUUGAUGAGGAAAAUCAAAUUUGUAAUGCAAAAACUCCAUCUUUUGCAAGGAGGACUCUGCUGUGGCUUGUGGGAAGACAAAACAAGGUUGUUCAUUCAUCCUUUACACCUAAUGUCUAGUUUCUUUUUUCCAAUUUCUUGGAUUCUUUUUUCUGGGAAAAUUGUCUCUUUUCCAUCAUUAUUAAUCUAAGGCAGAAUUGGGUUCUCCUGUAGUUAAAAAAGAAAAAGGAAAAGAAGUAAGAAACAGAUCUAAAAGCAUAGAAAUGAUGCAUUUUCUUGCACUUUUCACAUCUCAACCUUGUAGCUGUGAAGGCACAGAUUUUUUUCCCCCUCUUAAAAUUUUUGAUCUUUUUGCCUUCUAUGAUUGUCCACUUCUUUCUGUC
Molecule: messenger RNA, 2685 nt
Organism: Ricinus communis (castor bean)
Lineage: Eukaryota; Viridiplantae; Streptophyta; Magnoliopsida; Malpighiales; Euphorbiaceae
Product: RING-H2 finger protein ATL13
Exons: 1
Coding region: 935-2422 (495 amino acids)
Source: RefSeq, a predicted model, not a curated record